AUGACUUUGUCCCAGUUCAGUUCAACAGAAACCCUCAGGGAUCCUGGGGUCAUAGGCCAGUCGGUCGACUCAAGCCCUAAUGUCUCGCCUCCGGAUGAGAAACACGUCUCGGUAUCAGCAACACCAGCAGAGUCAACCGAUGUUGAAAGCCAAGUCCUGGAAUCACCACCAUAUCAUGUGUUCACUCGGUCUCGCAAGUUGUGGAUUGUCAUUAUUGUCUCCUUCGCCGCCAUAUUCUCGCCGCUAUCUUCAAACAUCUACUUCCCUGCCCUUACAGACGUUUCAAAUGAACUCAAUAUCUCCAUGUCUUUAGCCACAUUAACCGUCACGAUAUACAUGAUUGUUCAAGGUCUUGCCCCGAGCUUUUGGGGUUCUUUCUCCGAUGUGUUGGGCCGUCGUGUGCUUUUCAUGGGAACAUUUGGUGUAUACAUUGUUUCGAACAUUGCUUUGGCUGUCUCUACCAACUAUGGUGAACUUAUGGCUUUCCGAGCGCUACAGGCUGCUGGAAGUGCAGCCACCAUCUCAAUUGGUGCUGGUGUCAUUGGUGAUAUUACCACUUCUGCAGAGCGAGGCAGUCUGAUUGGAAUCUUUGGUGGUGUUCGCAUGUUGGGCCAGGGAGUUGGACCAGUAUUCGGUGGAAUCCUCUCUCAGUACCUUGGGUUCCGAUCUAUCUUCUGGUUCUUGGUUAUUACAUCUGGAAUCAGUCUUUUCUCUAUCAUGUUCUUCCUCCCUGAAACACUCCGUUCUAUCGCUGGCAACGGUUCGGUUCCCCUCAAAGGCAUCAACAAGCCAAUCAUCUACGCCAUUAGUGGACAGAAAGAUGCACAGGAACACUCGAUACCCUCUGGAAAGAAGGGCAAAGUGACCUUCAAGACCAUGCUGGAACCCCUCACCUUUCUAUUUGAGAAGGAUGUCUUCAUCACCUUGUUUUAUGGAAGCAUUGUGUACACAGUCUGGUCGAUGGUAACUUCUUCGACAUCCGACCUAUUUGAAAAACAAUAUGGCCUGAACUCACUGGAAGUUGGCCUCACUUUCCUCGGCAAUGGGUUUGGAUGCAUGACCGGUUCCUACACCAUCGGAUACCUAAUGGACUUCAACCACAAGCGAACGGAGCGCGAAUACUGCCAGAAGCACAACCUUCCCAUUGACACUCGCAUCAACUUGAAGAGCCACCCCGAUUUCCCCAUCGAGUACGCCCGCAUGCGCAACACUUGGUGGAUCACUGCUAUCUUCAUUGCCUGUGUCGCUGUCUACGGUGUGUCCCUCCGCACACACCUUGCAGUUCCAAUUAUUCUGCAAUUUAUCAUUGCCUAUGGCUCCACCGCUAUCUUCACCAUUAACAGCGCCCUUGUCAUUGACUUGUACCCUGGUGCGAGUGCCAGUGCAACGGCAAUCAACAACCUGAUGAGAUGUCUGAUUGGUGCUGCUGGUGUCGCGGCUGCUCCGUCUAUUAUUGAUGCUCUCACUGCCCAGUUCACAUUUGUCAUGCUCGCUGGCAUUACCCUCGCGAUGGUGCCUCUUCUCAUGGCAGAGACGAAGUGGGGCUAUGGAUGGCGUAUUGAGCGCCAAGAACGCCUUAAGAAGAAGAAUGUCUCAGUUUAA
Messenger RNA from Penicillium expansum, 1602 nucleotides. Its product is annotated as Major facilitator superfamily domain, general substrate transporter. Gene Ontology annotation, molecular function: transmembrane transporter activity. Lineage: Eukaryota; Fungi; Ascomycota; Eurotiomycetes; Eurotiales; Aspergillaceae. The transcript is spliced from 4 exons. Bases 1 to 1602 code for a protein of 533 amino acids. Gene Ontology annotation, biological process: transmembrane transport. The record is from RefSeq and is a predicted model, not a curated record.